AUGAAUGAGAGCGUGGUCGGACAGGCCCAGAGCAGCACGGGUCACUGCAUGAUACGCCUUGUUGAUGGUGCUGAUCGGGUCGCGGUCCGCGCGUCACAGCUGGAAACCGGUCAGCUGUGUGGUGGAGUCCGGUGUGGCUUCGGUCAGCCACGAUUCCGUGAAACACAAGACAGAACGCACCAGGGCCCCAGCGGGCUGCCCUCGUCGUCUCAGCCGGAGUCUCACUGCGUGUCCGAGGACCACAGCACCUUUGAUGAGCGACCGUUCGUGGCGCCAUCUUGUAACAAGUUGAUUGAGGUCUCCUGUGUUUUAGAGGAGAGCUGCAUCUUACCCUGCAGGUUUCAGCCUGGUACAGACCCAGUCAUCAAAUGGAAGAAGGUGGAUCCAGGAAACCCUCGUCUCGUCUCCUACUACAGUGCCAGACACCAGAUUGAACUCCAGAACGAGCGCUUCAGAGGCCGGACAUCGAUGUUCACAGAUCAGAUCUCCAGAGGAAACGCCUCCAUCAGGCUGAUGGGGCUGCAGCUUCAGGACCAGGGCCGAUACGAGUGCUACACCAGUACCAUCACUGGAGUCAGGGAGGAGUCAUUCAUCAACCUGAGAGCAGAUGCUCCGGUGCGUCACGUGGACAUUGAGCAGGUGGAGGACAGCUUCACCUGCCGCUCAGAGGGGAUCUACCCCGAGCCGCAGCUCACCUGGUCCACCAGGCCUCCGUCCACCGUGACCUAUCAGAACCAAACCUCAGUGAAGAGGACGGAGCAGCAGCUCUAUGAGAUCAGCAGCACAGUGACACUGUCAGACAGAGACACUGUUCUGAUCUGCAGCAUCAGCACUCGCAGUGGCUGGAGGAGCUCGGUGUGGUAUCAACCCACUCCCGUCCAUGUGUCAUCGUUUAAAACAACAACAACAAUCCACUGCACUGCUCCAAACACCAAACCCCCGACACACCGGGUGUGGAAGUUCAACCACAGUCAGAUCAUUGUGGACCAGACCGGGGUGGACGGCCCCCCCAGGGUCUCAGAGCAGUGGAGGCAGCAGGUGGAGGAUGUGUCAGCGUCAGGCAGCCUCACGCUGCACCGCUUAUCUUCAGAUCACCAGGGAACGUUCACCUGUGAACUCAGUAGUGAAGAGGAGACGCACUUCAUCAACCGCUACGUGACGAUAGAGGAAGGUAAGAUCCCAUGAGACGAGAAGUGAUGAUGAAAUCCUCAGAGCGACUGUCAGACCUGAGGCUGGUGCAGUGAGUCCUGGUUCCUCCUGGUGGAGCAGAUCCCCCAGGGCUCCGUCCUCCAGCUCAUCAGGAGCUUCAUGUCCACAUGUUGUCAGGAGAACAGGAACCAGGAGGACACACACACACA
Messenger RNA from Limanda limanda (common dab), 1358 nucleotides. Its product is annotated as CD276 antigen-like. The transcript has 6 exons. Gene Ontology annotation, biological process: T cell costimulation; immune response; cell surface receptor signaling pathway. Lineage: Eukaryota; Metazoa; Chordata; Actinopteri; Pleuronectiformes; Pleuronectidae. The record is from RefSeq and is a predicted model, not a curated record. Bases 1 to 1185 code for a protein of 394 amino acids. Gene Ontology annotation, cellular component: external side of plasma membrane.